AAAAUCAUAUGCUCACAAAUACGAUGUCACAAGCGCAAUGCAUAAAAUCGAAAAACACACAAUGCUAUGGAGUCCACUGAGGUGUGCUAGCAACACUGUACCGGAGCUAAUCACAGUACUAAUCCUACUGCGCAGAGAUCCGCUAAAUACCCCGAAGGGUCCACUGAAUACCCCAAGUUUUAAGCUUAGGUCCACUUACUCCAUAGCCACAAACACAUACACAUGCCAAACAAAUUCAUAAUAUGUCCAAAAUAAUAUUAGGACUUCCUAUUGAAAAAGAUCAAAGCAUAGUGCGUGAACAGUAAUCGUGAACAAUAAUUCAUAAACAAUACAAUUUACUUAUAAUUUCUGCAGCAAAAAUUCACACCCAAAUCAAACAAUAAAAAGGACUAACUCACUAACUUUCCCAUAUAAGCCCCAAAAUUAAGGAUAUUUCUAAUAAAAGUUUAAUAUCCAAAAAUCUUAUAAACUAAAGGAUUAAAGUCAAAUCUCACCAAUUUAAACUACCCAAAACUCUAACCCAAAAUUCAUAACUAAAACUUAUACUUACCUAAAAAGCACCUCAACCUUGGCUGGAGAAAGAAGGAAGAAAAGGAUGCAGGGGACGGCUGGAAGAAGCAGUACACAUGAUAAAAAAAAUGGGGACUUUUGGGAGCCUUCUGGGGCUUAUCCAAGUCUCACCGACAAUGAAAAAAAACUUGGUUGGGAGAAUGCCAUGUGCAUAGAAGCAAAGGCAAUGAAUCUAGGAAAUUCCUUGCUGGUGCCUUGUGUUCAAGAGUUGGCCAAAGAGUCCUUAACAGCAAUCCCGCCAAGAUACAUCCGAACUGACCAAGAACAAGCGGUUGUUUACGACACCGGCUCGGUACCAGAAAUUCCCGAGAUUAAUAUGCAGAGCUUGCUUUCUGAUGGAUUGAUGGAAGCUGAGACUGAGUUAGCCAAACUUCACUCUGCCUGUAGAGAGUGGGGAUUCUUCCAGCUUGUAAACCACGGAGUGAGCUCGUCUUUGCUGGAGAAAAUAAAAAGAGAGGUUCAAGAUUUCUUCAACCUCCCAAUGGAAGAAAAGAAAAAAUAUUGGCAGUACCCCGGAGAGUUGGAAGGGUUUGGACAGGCCUUUGUUUUUUCGGAGGAGCAAAAGCUUGAUUGGGCUGAUCUAUUUACCAUAUUCACCCAGCCAGAACGUUUUAGAAAGCCCCAUCUUUUCCCUAAGCUCCCUCCUCCAUUCAGGGAAUCAUUGGAACUUUACUCAUUGGAGUUGAAAAAUCUAGCAAUGGCCAUCUUCAAGAAGUUGGAAAAAGCUCUUGACAUGGAAACCGGUGAAAUGGAGGAGUUUUUUGGAGAGAGUUUCCAAGCAAUGAGGAUAAAUUAUUAUCCUCCCUGUCCUCAACCAGAUAAGGUUAUUGGUCUCACUCCUCAUUCUGAUUCUACAGGUCUUACCAUUCUGCUUCAAGUAAAUGAAGUAGAAGGCCUCCAAAUAAAGAAAGAUGGCAAAUGGAUUCCUGUUAAGCCCCUCCCCAAUGCCUUCAUAAUCAACGUUGGAGAUAUUUUAGAGAUCAUAACAAAUGGAGCUUACCGAAGUAUUGAGCAUCGUGCAACAGUUAACUCUGAAGUAGAAAGAUUCUCCAUUGCAACAUUCAACAAUGCAAAAUACGAUGGGGAAAUAGGGCCAGCAAGAAGCUUGGUCUCUCAGCAGAAACCACCGUUGUUCAAGAGAGUGUCAACUGAAGAAUUCUUCAAAGGAAUGUUUGCUAGUAAGCUCAAUGAAAAAUCUUACCUUGAUACCCUCAGACUGUAACAUGCUAAUUAAAACUUGCACCAGAUGAAUGUUGUACUCAUAUAUGUUCCAUGCCGUAGUUGGGAGAUGAUUUAUAUACGUAGAAAUAAAAAGGAAACAAAUGUGAGUCCUUUCUAUAGUUGAAGGAUGAUAGACUACUUCAAUAGUUAGAA
This is a messenger RNA of Rubroshorea leprosula, 1944 nucleotides long. NCBI's taxonomy places the organism in Eukaryota, Viridiplantae, Streptophyta, Magnoliopsida, Malvales, Dipterocarpaceae. The record is from the annotation of a GenBank genome assembly.